GGCUCGGUUCUCCACAUGCAACAGAUUAGAGAGCUGAAAGGCGGCCUUUGGCAUGCGACGAUGGAAGGUCAGCAUAAUCAUCCGCAUCAUCUCGGGGACCAGAACAACCCACUCUGCAAAGUGGCAGCCCAGGACUACCAGCAUGAUGCACAACAGCGACAUCUGACAACAUACCCGUACCGUUGCACCUUGGCAGACUUUCAGAUCGAGAAGAAGAUUGGAAGGGGGCAGUUCAGUGAGGUCUACAAGGCCACCUGCCUCCUGGACAGGAAACCAGUGGCGCUCAAGAAAGUGCAGAUAUUUGAAAUGAUGGAUGCCAAGGCUAGACAAGAUUGCAUUAAAGAAAUAGACCUUCUAAAGCAAUUGAACCACCCCAACAUCAUCAAGUAUCUGGAUUCCUUUAUCGAGGACAACGAACUCAACAUUGUACUGGAACUGGCAGAUGCAGGUGACCUCUCUCAGAUGAUUAAGUAUUUUAAGAAGCAGAAGCGGCUCAUCCCGGAACGGACGGUUUGGAAGUACUUUGUGCAGUUGUGCAGUGCGGUCGAACACAUGCACUCCCGCAGGGUAAUGCACAGAGACAUCAAGCCGGCCAAUGUGUUCAUAACAGCUACUGGAGUUGUGAAGCUGGGAGACCUCGGUCUGGGACGCUUCUUCAGCUCUAAAACCACUGCUGCACAUUCCUUAGUGGGAACACCCUACUAUAUGUCCCCCGAAAGAAUACAUGAAAAUGGAUAUAAUUUUAAAUCGGAUAUCUGGUCUUUGGGCUGCUUACUGUAUGAGAUGGCUGCUCUCCAGAGUCCUUUCUAUGGCGACAAAAUGAACCUGUUCUCCCUCUGCCAAAAGAUCGAGCAGUGCGAUUACCCUCCACUUCCGGCCGAACAUUAUUCAGAAAAGUUGCGGGAGCUGGUGAGCAUGUGCAUCUACCCGGAUCCCGACCAGAGGCCCGACAUUGGCUACGUGCACCAGCUGGCCAAACAGAUGCACGUCUGGACUUCCAGCACUUGAGGAGCGCCCGCCGUUUGUCCGCCCGCCCGUCGCGCUCCGACACCAGCCAUCCCAGCGUAGUCUUACUUGAACCUUCUGUCUCAGACGAAACCGAGAGGUGCCUCGCCCACCCCGCGCAGGAGAGCGGAGCCUUCCUCGGAAGACGAGGCUCCGCGACUUCUGCCGGCCAUUUGCACGGCGCGGAUUCGCUCUCCGCGAGGGCCGUGAGGCGCCGCCGCGAGUGUGCGUUGCUUCCGACAAAGCCAAUAACAUGUUACAGAUGUAGAUCACUUUCAAAGAUCCUUUCUUAAAACUUGUUUUGUGUGUAAUCUAGGUUAGGCUCUAACUAGCAAGGGUUUCUCAUUUUGUGUAUCGGACACACCCCUUGUAUCUUAACUAAUGUGAACUAUUGAAAUAAUUCCUUUGGUGAAAUCACUUUAUACUAAUGUAAGAAUUACCAUAGAUUUUUUUUGUGUGUGUGCGUGCGUGUGUAAUGUGUAUAAUAACUGCUCCUUUGCCUCUUCUGCCAAUGGUUCAGUGCAAGUUCGGUUUCUAGUUCAUUUUGUAAGAAAAACACAUCCAUCUUGGAGUUUUAUAUUUCCCUCUUUUGCAAGAAUGGGGUACAGAGAGGGUUUGAAGAUAUAUAUUUUUUCAAUCCAACUAUUUUGCAAUGCCUGUUGUCAGUAAGUCUCCGUUGUAGGCCUCCAACCAAAGUUCUCUUUUGUCCGUUUCCGGUCCGGCGCUGGCACAGACGGGACGCCAAUCUCAGUAUCCGUCCUUACGUGACCAGUGUUACUGCAAGCGGGAGCCCAGGGUGGAGCGAGAGGACCUUUUGGUGCAAAAUCCGGGGUCAAAACCCAGCCACCGUACAGUGUUUUCGACAUUUAAGAAAAGGGUAUUCCGUGCAGUAACGGGGUACGAGUCAGUCAAAGAAAACGUUCUUUCAAACUCAACACUUAUUUACUGUGAACCCUCAUUUGACGAAUGUGAAUAAUUUUAAACAAGCUGAUUUGAAGGAAACGGUAGAUUUUUUUUCGGUCCAUUGGCUCGGCGGUUGGAUCUCCGUUUGCAAAAGCGGCGAGAAGCCAGGUGCUCAGUCGGUCGCAGUGUUUCAGAAGGAUUGCGGGGCUCCCGGUUCCCCCUUUUCUGGAAACGCAGGGCUUUCUGUGGCUCGUUCACUCGCUGGCUUUUACUACGUGGUUUUGAAACCAUCCUCCAGAGUGUUGACGGUAUCCUCCCGCCGGAGAGUCCAACCUAUUAAUCUCAAUCGAGUCGGUAAAUUUCAGCUCUCUCUUCUGCAGUUCUGUGCUCAUCGGCUUCAUGUCUCCUUUCUCCCAAAGGAAAUAUGAGUCUCCUUCGAGCUACACAAUUUAGUAUUUGGGGUUUUUUUCGGGGUGGGAUGUGCUACGUUCAGUUUGUCGCUGGCUUUUGGGAGGCUUCCGGUUUCCAGAUCGGUCUCUCCUCCGUCCGGUCUCUCUCGCUUGCUCUGUAAGGUCUUGCUUUAGGGUAAAUGCAUUUCCAAAGACGUUGCUUUUCCUUUUCUUUUCUUUUUUUGGCAACUGUGCAUUUUUAGAUAAGAUUUAAAUGAUUUACAAAAUAAAAGUUUUCUUUGUAAAAAUCAAAA
Anolis carolinensis (green anole) is the source of this 2611-nucleotide messenger RNA. It is a transcript of the gene nek6, whose product is annotated as NIMA related kinase 6. Lineage: Eukaryota; Metazoa; Chordata; Lepidosauria; Squamata; Anolidae. The record is from RefSeq and is a predicted model, not a curated record. Gene Ontology annotation, biological process: positive regulation of canonical NF-kappaB signal transduction; chromosome segregation; peptidyl-serine phosphorylation. Gene Ontology annotation, cellular component: cytosol. Gene Ontology annotation, molecular function: ATP binding; protein serine/threonine kinase activity. The coding region runs from base 16 to 1008 and encodes 330 amino acids. The transcript is spliced from 10 exons.